AGGAUCCUACUUGGAACAAUUCUACGUUGUUCAAAUGAGGAGAGUGGUCUAGCUGUUUGGAUUGGACGAUAUACAUGCUGAUUUGGUUGCUUGGUGUCCGAGGAUGAUUAUGCACAGAGGAGUGAAACGCAGGCUUGAGGAGGAGCUACGAGAAGAUGCCACUAGUUAUUCUUGCACGAUGCCACAGAUUAUGUGCGUCAGUAUGUGGAAGCUACAGGGUGUUCAGUAUGAGCCAGAGUCCAACUUGCUGCGUUCUGUACUGAUCUGCAACACACUCAAGCACAUCGAGCGUGAGGUAGAGACGUUGACAGUCAUUGAGUCGACUCCACACUUCCCGCCAAGGCUACCCUACGGUAACAUUAGAUCACCUGCAAUGCAGGAUCGCAUAACGGCGGCAGCAGACAUGGAGGAAAGUGCCGAGGAUGGCAGUGAUAGGCCAUUUUCGUGGUCAGAAGAUUCGUGGUGUGGUGGACCAUCGGGUGGUGACAAAGAAACUAGUCUUGACGUUGGCAGAGAACGUGAAGUCCCAUCGUUAUUACCCCAACUGGAAAGUACUAAACAGUUUAAUCUUACCAAGGUGGUGAAUCACCAGAUACUCAGUAAUGGUUGUCAAUUUCUGUCUGUUCCUGCCUUGAAAGCAGACGACGGGAAAGAGGGAGCCGCGCCACAUUUGAAUCAGGGUAAUUGUGAUCUGCCAACAAUCUGCUACAGCUGCGUCUCUCCCAGUAUCACAGUGCAAGGUGGUUUGUCUAGCUGCAGUACCCUGACGGACUCGGUAAAUUGCCGUAGCAGUACUGACUCGUGUGGGGCUAUCACAUCAGUCGUGGCCAACAGAGUAGUAGUUCCAGGGUCGACUUUGACGUCAGGCGAAGAGGACAAACCACUGUUGACACUGCAAUGGCCCUCCUCAGUCGAUUUUUCGUCGAAGUCACUAAUGAACUUCGGUGACCUUGACAUGUCCUUGUAUGACUAUGAUGCGAGCCUUCCCAGCCUGUCUCCAACAAAGUCUUCAGCAUUGAGUGUAGAAGAGCUGUUUUCUGUUCCCUAUGUUAACUGUCGUGGGAGUGAGAACCCGAUCGAUGACUUGGAGACAAUAUGGCAGCUGCUUGUCGGAGGGAUGGCUUGAGUUCUAGGUAUGGACAUAAUCUGAAAAGGACUUCACAGAUACAGCUUUAUAUCUACGACUAAACUGUACCUUAAUGUAAAUUUGUGUGUGAUAAGAUUGUUAGGUUGUUUUUUUUCUUCAGAGAUAUAUAAUAAUAGUGUGUGAAAGAG
Molecule: messenger RNA, 1275 nt
Organism: Priapulus caudatus
Lineage: Eukaryota; Metazoa; Priapulida; Priapulimorpha; Priapulimorphida; Priapulidae
Exons: 3
Coding region: 104-1126 (340 amino acids)
Cellular component (GO): nucleus
Molecular function (GO): transcription regulator activity
Source: RefSeq, a predicted model, not a curated record